Pocillopora verrucosa is the source of this 681-nucleotide messenger RNA. The record is from RefSeq and is a predicted model, not a curated record. Lineage: Eukaryota; Metazoa; Cnidaria; Anthozoa; Scleractinia; Pocilloporidae.
AUGCCUGCACCCCGUGGCUUAACCCAGCAUUCAGCAGUCCCAUCAUGCAAGACUCUCCUCGACCAAUCUCCCCCUCCCUCCACGGGUAUUUAUUGGAUUGAUCCUGAUGGUGUGUCUCAGUCCAACGCUUUCAAGGUUUAUUGUGACAUGGAGACCAGUGGUGGAGGUUGGACUCUAGUAUGGAGUUAUUCCUUCACUAAUUACAGUCACUUUAAUGAUAGUUCAAAUGCGAUCUCACCAAGACCAAACUGGGAUGUUUGGCUUGAUGGGUAUAUGCAUGUUCCUAUCUCCACAACUCCUCCAUCAAAUGAAACAGACUGCAACGCUGUGAACUUCUCACUCUGGAAAAAAUUCGGCAGACAGAUCCUCAUCAAGAGCAACAUAAACAACUGGCUAAUGUGUCAUCCGGGAAAUGGCAGCUUGGUGGAUUGGCAGUACGGUGACAUCAACUGCACGAUCAUUAAACACGUGACCAACACGUGCAAAGAUACACCAGCUCCUUCCUUUUUUGGCAGUGGAUUAGGCUCUGGACCAAUGUUCUUUAUCCACGCGUACGGCCUUUAUUAUUAUUUCGAUACUCUCACGGAGUAUGACUGGCCUGUCCAUGAUCCAUGUGGACAACACGCGCCCAACCAGUUGAAUGGCGUCGCCGAGCCUCAUGGGAACAUUUUCAUCCGUUAG